AUGAAGUCCCUCGUCCUGGUCUUUUGUCUUGCUCAGCUCUGGGGCUGCCACUCUGCCCCGCCUGCCAUAGGUCCGGCUUAUAGGGAACUGAACUGUGAUGACCCAGAAACAGAGCAAGCAGCCCUGGUGGCCGUGGACUACAUCAAUAAGCACCUUAGUCGGGGCUACAAGCACACCUUGAACCAGAUUGACAAAGUGAAAGUGUGGCCUCGGAGGCCCAUGGGAGAGGUGUUUGAGAUGGAAAUAGACACGCUGGAAACCACCUGCCACGCACUGGACCCCACCCCCGUGGUCAACUGCUCUGUGCGGCAGCUGACGCAGCACGCUGUGGAAGGAGACUGUGAUUUCCGUGUGCUGAAACAGGACGGCCAGUUUCACGUGUUGUUUGCAAAAUGUGAUUCCAGUCCAGACUCGGCGGAGGACGUGCUAAAGGUGUGCCCAGACUGCCCCCUGCUGGCUCCGCUUAACAGCACCAAGGUGGUGCACGCUGCAGAGGCCGCACUACGCACUUUCAAUGCUCAUAGUAAUGGCUCCUACUUUCAGCUUGUGGACGUUUCCCGGGCUCAACUUGUGCCUCUUCCAGUUUCAACCUACGUGGAGUUUGCAGUGGCUGCCACUGACUGUGUUGCUAAAGAGGUCACAGACCCAGCCAAGUGUAACUUGCUGGCGGAACAGCAAUAUGGCUUCUGUAAGGCGACACUCACUGAGAAGGUCGGUGGGGAAGAUGUUGCAGUGACCUGUGCAGUGUUUCAAACACAGCCCGUGUUACCACAACCUCAACCAGACACCAAUGCACCUACCCCUGUGGGGGCCUCAGUUGUGCCUGCUCCUCCUCCAGCACCUAUGGUGGUGGGACCCUUGGUGGUGGCAGCUCCCCAGCCAGUCUUGCCAGUGCACCGGGCACACUAUGACCUUCGCCACACCUUCACAGGUGCAGCCUCAGUGGAGUCCGCCUCAGGAGAAGCAUUCCAAGUGGGGAAAGCACCCAAGGUGGUGCAGCCUGGAGUGGUUGCUGCUGUCAGUCCAGUGGCCCCCCCUUGCCCAGGGAGAAUCAGACACUUCAAGAUCUAG
Molossus molossus (Pallas's mastiff bat) is the source of this 1071-nucleotide messenger RNA. It is a transcript of the gene AHSG, whose product is annotated as alpha 2-HS glycoprotein. Gene Ontology annotation, cellular component: extracellular region; extracellular matrix; blood microparticle. Gene Ontology annotation, molecular function: cysteine-type endopeptidase inhibitor activity. The transcript has 7 exons. Gene Ontology annotation, biological process: negative regulation of endopeptidase activity. The coding region runs from base 1 to 1071 and encodes 356 amino acids. Lineage: Eukaryota; Metazoa; Chordata; Mammalia; Chiroptera; Molossidae. The record is from RefSeq and is a predicted model, not a curated record.